Molecule: messenger RNA, 1257 nt
Organism: Helianthus annuus (common sunflower)
Lineage: Eukaryota; Viridiplantae; Streptophyta; Magnoliopsida; Asterales; Asteraceae
Exons: 4
Coding region: 126-1016 (296 amino acids)
Source: RefSeq, a predicted model, not a curated record
ACUUCACAAGUUCUUUGCUAACUCUCCACACACCACACCAACUCUGUUCAACAUCAACGAAUUGCAACAUUGAGCACUUCAUCUUCAAAGGCCCACUCAACACCUCUUAAAUCUGAUAAUUAACGAUGUCCCGACGCGGAUUAAGAAGGCAAAAUCAGACGACACAACCAUUAGUCUCCUCUACAAACAUGAACAUCGAAACGAUAAACAAGCCAAGCAGCUUGUGUACCGUGUUACAUGGGUUGAGCGAUGCUCAAAAGUCCGAUAUUAUGGAUAUGGGCUUUGAAUCCAUAAAAUCAUUCAGUAUAAACAAAAUACCAUCAAGAUUGGGGUCUUGGUUGUUAGCUAACUAUGACCAUAAAAGCAAUGUUUUAAAAGUUGGUGACGGUAUCAUUAACAUAACACCUUUAAAGGUGUACGAGAUUUUCGGAGUGCCUAACGGGACAAAACCUGUACAUGAAAAGCACCAGGCGAGAAGAGGAUCUCCCAGAUACGAAUGGAGGAAACAGUUUACGGGUGAUAAAAUAUGUGUUGAACACGUAAUCGAAAAGGUUCUAUCAGAUCGGGAAGGUGGAAGGCUUUUCAAGCUUAACUUUCUUGUCGUCUUCAACUCGAUGUUGGCUGAGUCAAAUAAAAGUGCAACCGUGAAUCAGAAGUGUCUCUCGUCUAUCGAAAAUGAAGCCGACAUACCUAACAUGGAUUGGUGUGGCUAUAUCGUAGCGUGCUUAAAGAGAACCAAAGAGGAAUGGGACGGUAAACUGGCCUAUAACGGCCCAUUGACUUUUCUCGCGGUCCUAUAUGCACAUGAACAACAAAUGAAACUUAAUCCUGAUUAUGCGGUGACCCCAGCGAUAGAAUAUGUUUCAGAUGAAUAUUUAGAAGAUUUUGAAAAGGAAGUUCUACCCAUUGAUGAGGAUACUCAGAUGUUACUCCAUGAUGACGGUGACGAUGAUGAUGAUGGUGGUAGUGGUGGUCCUACUGGUGGUAAUGGUGAUAUUGGUCAGGGCCGGCCCUGAGAAUUCGUGUACCCUGUUCGAGCUCGAAAAAAUGUGCCCUUAGGCCUUAACGAAAUUGGGUAUUGGGCUCACUAAAGGUCUAAACCUAAUGCCAAAGGGGUUAAUACCUAAUCUAAACCAUAAUAAUAGUUUUGUAAAGGGGCCUAUGUUGGUGUUUGUAUGGAUCUAAACCAUAAUAAUAGUUUUGUAAAGGGGCCUAUGUUGGUGUUUGUAUGGGUGUACCGUAUUAAAGAAAACAUUU